Molecule: messenger RNA, 1822 nt
Organism: Anthonomus grandis grandis
Lineage: Eukaryota; Metazoa; Arthropoda; Insecta; Coleoptera; Curculionidae
Product: dolichyl-diphosphooligosaccharide--protein glycosyltransferase subunit 1
Exons: 5
Coding region: 86-1471 (461 amino acids)
Cellular component (GO): oligosaccharyltransferase complex; membrane
Source: RefSeq, a predicted model, not a curated record
GGCAUAUUAUUUGACACGUCAACUUUUGGUGUUUUUUCGAGAGGGUCGAUGUGGACGUGAAACAUUUUCCCGAGAAAAGGAAAAAAUGUGGAAAUUACUGGUUUUCUUUGCGUUUCUCGCCGUAUCGCGCGCGGCGGAGGACGUAAACCCCAAUUUAAUUAACAAAAACGUUGUGAGAACCAUCGACUUAAACUCACAGCUCGUGAAAAUAUCCGGGACCAUCACUAUCGAAAACACCGGCAAGACCCCAGUUAAUUCCUAUUUAAUCGGGUUCGAAAGGGAUUUGGUGGGCAGCGUUAGCUACAUAGGGGUUCAAGAGUCUCAAAAGAAUCCCCUUAAGGUUUCCCAAGUCUCUGUGAUUGGUCGUGGUACUAGCGAACAGUUUUAUAACGUGCAACUGCGUCAAGCCAUAGAACCCGGAAAAACUUCCACUAUUAUAUUCGAAGUAGUUUUGACAAAAGCUCUCAAUCCUUAUCCUACUAGUAUUGCCCAAAAGGAUAAGCAACUUGUAAGAUAUUUUGGAAAUCACUACUUCUACUCCCCAUAUCCUACUAAAACCCAAAAAACAGAAGUCUUGGUGAGUGCGAGAUCAUUGGAAAACUAUUCCAAGCUAAAACCAGUGAGCCAAAGUGAUUCCACAAUCACUUACGGACCAUAUGAAAACAUUGACCCAUUUUCCAUUAACCCUCUUACAGUCCAUUAUGAGAACAAUGCACCAUUUUUAACAGUGACCAAGGUGGAGAGGACCAUUGAAAUAUCCCACUGGGGCAACAUUGCAGUGGAAGAGAGCAUCGAAAUCAGACAUACAGGGGCCAAACUGAAGGGCUCCUUCUCCAGAUAUGACUAUCAAAGGGAUUCAAACACAAACCACCACAGUAUUAAGAGUUACAGGACCAUUUUGCCUGCAUUGGCUCAUAACAUUUACUAUAGGGACAUGAAUGGUAAUAUUUCAACAUCUUCUGUUAAACCUCGCAAGGAUUAUAUUGAGUUGGAGCUGAAACCGAGAUUUCCACUGUUUGGUGGAUGGCAGAGUUCAUAUAUCUUAGGCUACAGUGUUCCAAGUUAUCCCUACCUCUUCAAGAAGCCAUCAGGCGAAUUUAUUCUGAAAAUUCGUCUCUUAGAUCAUAUCUUUGAUGAUAUGGCUGUAGAUGAAGUGGAAACCAACAUUGUUUUACCUGUGGGAGUAUCGGAUGUGAAAGUAAAAACCCCUUAUGAGGUUAAAAGGCUGCCUGACGGAGUUACUUAUAAAUAUUUAGAUAAUCUUGGUAGAAACGUUAUUAGGGCUAGUAAAAGCAACCUUGUAGAGCAACAUAUCCAGGACAUCGAGGUGACUUAUACAUGGAAGAGCCAUUUCUUGCUCCAUGAGCCAGUUUUGGUGUCGAUAGCGUUGUUUUUUAUUUUUGUGGUGGUAAUUAUUUAUGUACGGUUAGAUUUCUCCAUUGGCAAGCCGGAACACUCUAAAAAGGAGUGACCCUUAAUUGUGUUUUUGUGAUAUGUUCAUAGUUUUUUUAUAGAAGAGGUUUUUAAGAACAGAGGGUGGCAUCCUGGGCAAGAUUUUCUAUAAAAACACAACACUAAAAAAAAGUACAAUAAAUAAGGACAUAUUGUUUUAGGAUAAGAUUGCAUUUCACUCUUUUGUACCUAUUUUAAAUAGUAAUAAAUGUGAAUAAAUGUUUUUUGUAAGACUGGCUUAAGUGGUGAAUGUAUUCAUAAAAUGCAUAAUUUUUCCUUAAUAAUUUAUAUUAAACCUUUUGAAGUAUCACUCAGAUUGUUUUAACAUCUAAUGUUAGCCACUUUGUUGAAAUAAAGUUGAAAAACUGAA